Molecule: messenger RNA, 2056 nt
Organism: Scophthalmus maximus (turbot)
Lineage: Eukaryota; Metazoa; Chordata; Actinopteri; Pleuronectiformes; Scophthalmidae
Gene: c3h1orf174
Product: chromosome 3 C1orf174 homolog
Exons: 4
Coding region: 329-922 (197 amino acids)
Source: RefSeq, a predicted model, not a curated record
ACCAAAACGCCAACUGAAACUGAACCAACACCGACACACAUUUAAACCUGUCAUUCUCUAUAAAUUAAAAAAAAAAAAAUCAUAAUUAACAGGACAAAAUACAACGUCCAACGUUUUCCUGGUCGUCUAUAUGUGCUAUAGCCGAGGCUAUUUUGUUAGAAUUGUCAGGGAGCUUGUAUCUGACAGUUGUAUUCUAAUUAUUCGACAGGGUAAUUCAAGCCCAUCAGCCUUGUUCCUGCACGGUGCAUCUGCGGGAGGCGAAGAGAAGCAGACCAAAUGAAACAUCACGAGUCCAGUCGGUCACAGCAUCAGUCCAGUUCGCUUUAAGAUGCCGGGUCAACUCGACAGCUCGAAGACCAGAAAGAGGAAGAGCAGCUCUGAUGUCAAAAGCUCCAGAAAGGCUCCUGCUGCCAGGAGGAGAUGUCUGAAAAGUCCAAAGACGCCCUCGGCAACAGAGAGCAGCUCAUUGGUCGGCGGUCACAGCAGAGCAGCCGGCCCCCCGAAGAGACACUCUCGCAUCAGCUGCGAGUGCCACCAGCAGUCUGCGGGCGGGCGGAGAUGCUCGGCGUCGCCGGAGCUUCGCGGGCAGGAGGGCAAAGAGAACGAGCUGAGGGCGGGGCCGGACGCGGAUGGCUGCCGAGCAAACGGCCUCCUGGACAAACGGGAGAGCGAGGAGAUGGAUUGUGAAGAAACGGGAAAAGACGUCUACCCCGACGACGACAGCAACCAGAUCCUGCCCGUAGAGCAGUUCUUUGGAAACCUGGACGUUGUACAGGACUUUCCUCAAGGAUCGUCAUUGGCCACUUCCGGCCCUGUCCACAGGGAGAACAGGAGGCGACAUUACUACGCACGGGACGACAGCGACGAGGAGGAGGUGGGCUUCGGCGGGACGCCAGAGGAGGCGGCGCUUAGUAAUGAGUAACUGCACCGACGACUGGUGGUGGACUCAAAAGAGUUGUCUGAGGAAGGACGUUAAACCUCUCUGCACUUAGGGGAAAAAGCCGCCAAAUGACACUGAUCUGUUCAGACGCUGCAGCCAAUCCGAUCCUCGUCACAUCACACGGGGAGAUUCGCCCUGAACCUGCGUCUGUCACAGCGCGCUGAAGUGAUUUACAGCAGCUCCAAAGAGUUGCUUCUGGCAGUAACAUUUGAAACGUCCAACGUUGACUCGCACAAGAAGUGUCAAAUUGUUUUCUACCAAUAAUAUUUGGGCUGAUACCUUAUUAUUUUGAUUUAAUUUUCAGUAAAAUACAUUACAGUAGUACUUUUAUUUAGGCUCUUACCAGCCCUGGUUCUUUGGAGGGUGUGUCGACAGCACUUAAAACAAAUCAGUCCAUGAAACAUUUAAGUUAACAUUUAGCCUUAUCGAAUACAGCACUGGUUUAAAGUUCAGGGGGAAAAAUUCUCGCAAAAAUCUGCAAAUUACAAGAUGUAAGAAAGCAGCACAAGAUAUGUUUCCUGUCCUGGGUUCAGACUAUAAACUCGACGAGGAAGGAGGAAACACACACGAAAAUAACCGCUUCAGAAAGAGAUCAUUUAAUAUCACAAAAUUCCUUGUCGAAGAUGAAUGUGACGUCAGUAGUUUUCAUUACGAGAUUCAUUAACUCACCAAGUGUCUAAUAAUCGUCCUUGAUGCAUCUCUGUGUGCUCCGAUUAACACAAACACCUUUUGUCUGUACAUGAACAUAUGGAUGCAGCUAAUAAUCUACACUGACAUGGUUUCUGUUAGAGAAGAUAUGAUAAAAAUUUACAUAUGAAAAUUAUGAAAAUAAAUAUAAAACGUUUGUAAGUAAACGUAGCACUAAUUUCAACAAGAGGUGUAAAGCGAUUGCAAAAGAUUUGUCUGUUAUAAAAUUUUUGUACAUAGCUGAUUGUUCUGACCACUUAAGCAAAUGUAUAUAUAUAUUUUUACUGCCGUAUUUAUACAAAAACAAAAAAAGCUUUUUAUAUUCUUCUAUGCAACUCGUUGACGGAGCGACAGGCCUGUACAUUGUAAUCAGCUCACGCGUUUGACAUUGCCCUGCCAACACGACAAACAAAUAAAUGUGUCCCACGA